This is a messenger RNA of Nerophis lumbriciformis (worm pipefish), 1613 nucleotides long. It is a transcript of the gene zftraf1, whose product is annotated as zinc finger TRAF-type containing 1. Gene Ontology annotation, molecular function: zinc ion binding. Gene Ontology annotation, cellular component: nucleus. Lineage: Eukaryota; Metazoa; Chordata; Actinopteri; Syngnathiformes; Syngnathidae. The record is from RefSeq and is a predicted model, not a curated record.
CCUGACUCACUUUGGUCACCUUUCAAGCCCACUGCGCAUGCGCCCUGGCCAACUCUUUAAAUACCCCCAAGUCAUCUGGCACAACAAAAACAUUCCGCUGUCAGCUCACUGCUCCCGAUGUCCGCCGGGGCGAACCGACACGGCGCUUACUCGUUAGUGCACGUUAAACCGGAGCCGCCGUUUGUGAAUAACGAACAAUUUAGGUCGUAGGAAGGAGCGUGCAGGGGAGAGAGGUGGGGGGGGGGGGAGAAAAACAAAGAUGGUGGUCAUAGUGUAGCCACAGAGAGCAGUUUCAACACAACAUCCGCCACCGGAUACAUACAGCAGACAGACGGACAGCCGAGCCGAGCCGAGCAGAACCGGGCCGCCGGUGAACUCCUGGCACGGAGCGAGAAGCAAACAGCUGAGAAUUGUUUUUGUUCCUACUAGCUAGCCUGCUAAGCUUUUCUAGAAGACCGCCGCCAUGGACGACGGGGACGUAGGCGUCGCGCCCGGCUCCUCCUCCUCCUCUUCCUCGGCCGGCCUGAACAUCGGGGCCGGGGGGGCGGCGGCGGAGGCGGCGGCCGAGGCCAUGCAGGAGGAGGUCGGGACGCGGCGGCAGGCGCAGGCGGAGGGGCCCGGCGACGCCGACGCGCAAGAGCCGCCCAAGAAGAGGAGCAAAGUGCCCGAGGGGGAGUCCGGCAAGCUGGAGGAGAGACUGUACUCUGUGCUCUGCUGCACCGUGUGCCUAGACUUACCCAAGGCGUCCGUGUACCAGUGUACCAACGGCCAUCUGAUGUGCGCGGGCUGCUUCAUCCACCUGCUGGCCGACUCUCGCCUGAAGGAGGAGCAGGCCACGUGUCCCAACUGCAGGUGCGAGAUCAGCAAGAACCUUUGCUGCAGGAACCUGGCGGUGGAGAAGGCGGUGAGCGAGCUGCCCACGGACUGCACCUUCUGCCUUAAACAGUUCCCUCGCUCCAGCCUGGAGAGACACCAGAAAGAAGAGUGCCAGGACAGGGUGACGCAGUGCAAGUACAAGAGGAUCGGCUGCCCCUGGAAGGGACCCUUCCACGAGCUGCCGGCGCACGAAGACGACUGCUCCCACCCCACCAAGACGGGCACGGAGCUGAUGGGCAUCCUGGGCGAGAUGGACCAGAGCCACCGCCGCGACAUGCAGCUCUACAACGGAAUCUUCAGUCUGCUCUGCUACGAGAAGAUCGGCUUCACGGAGGUGCAGUUCAGGCCGUACCGCACCGACGACUUCAUCACCCGCCUGUACUACGAAACGCCGCGCUUCACCGUGCUCAACCAGACCUGGGUCCUCAAGGCACGCGUCAACGACUCGGAGCGCAACCCCAACCUGUCCUGCAAGCGCACGCUCUCCUUCCAGCUCAUCCUCAAGAGCAAGGUGAACUCUGCGCUGGAGUGCUCCUUCCUGCUGCUGAAGGGCCCGUACGACGACGUGCGCAUCAAGCCCGUCAUCCACCACUACGCGUUCACCAACGACGCCAACGAGACGGAGUACGUGCUGCUGCCCAUCAACGACUCUGUGGAGUGCAACAAACUGCUGGCCGCCAAAAACAUCAACCUGCGCCUCUUCAUCUUCCAAGUCCAAAAGUAAAAAAAAAAGGAAA